GCUAAAUCUGCCUGAUACAUCUUUACCGCGAACCUGCUAUCACAGUGAAGCUAACAGAUACUCAUGUUUCCAUGAGCCGUUGAUACUUGAUUCAUAUCCUGUAGCUUUCAUCUGAAGAAAGAUACGGUCCUUGUUGAUUCGCCACGUGUGCAAGACCUCUUUUCAUGAUGCUUUUUACUCUAGAGACUAGCAAUUCCCAUACCACCACGGCAGCCCUUGGCAUCGCUGCCUUUGUUGGCUGUUUGGUUUAUCUCAUCAGCGCCCUCAUUGACAGCCGCAAGGUCUUUUCGAGAUUCAACCGCGCCCCUUCAUUUAGUCACGGAACUGAGAAAACUCUGGGGAAGACGGGGCAGGAUCUGAGUUAUGUGAAUUCAUUUCCGCCGUCCCAGAGAGCCAAACUCGUUGAGAUUGGGUCACAACAUGCGAACGUGGAGGAGGUUGACUUGGCCACCGCGACGAAACCUCUCCUCAAGUUGGAUGCAGACUACCGCACUGCCAGCCCUGAUGAAUUCAACUUUAGUGGUUUCAGCAUCGCCGAUAUUCAGUCUCUCGGUGAUUUCCCUGACUACGCAACGCUCUCCGGUGUUCCCCUGCCAUCGCCGUUGACAGGUUUCAACAUUGAUAAGGCGGUCCCGCGGCCGUAUCGACCGUUCAGAUGGGCUUAUCAUCAGACCAUGUCGUUAACAAAGAUGGACACGGACUUUUGGAUCGAGCUUGAAAACAGCUAUAAGAGCCGAAUCGCCCAGCGUCAAGAAUUAUAUGCUAAGCACGGCAAAGAUGUUUUGGCAACUUUGCCGGGCUCGGAGCUCGCCUGCAAAGAGCUCAUGGAGAUGGCCAUUCAGUUCGUUUGCGCGAGGUAUCCAAACCAGUUCAAGCGCGAUGACAACAUCCUGUUCAACAACAUCUUGGGAACUACGACUGACCUCUCAAGAACCGAGCCGCUUGUUGUGUUGCUGAACAAUAUCCCCGAGGAUUUUGCCGUCAUGAUCAGGGAUCAUGAAACCGGCCGCUAUGUGCUGCGAGCUGGCGUUGUGUGCUCAGCUGUCGGGUGGAAGGUUAGUGAGAAACUGGGCAUGGGACUCCCUGGCAUCCACGGGGGCGUUCCUGAUUACAAGGAGAAGAUGCAAUUUAGCAUGGACCGGUUCUUCACCAAGAUGCCGACAAACAAGCCCAUCCAAAGGGGGUCAUGGGGCCUCGAAGUGGGCCAGCCUCUAUUUCUGCCAUCAGAAGACCCUAAAUUUGCUCAUCGUGAAUCUCAAAAACCCGACUUGAAGCCUGAGGAUAUCUAUCUACGAGUCGAUUGGCAGACGUUGCGUCGUCUUCCACUGUCCGGCGCCGUCGUCUUCAACUUCAAAGCUCUGUUCACCCCGCUCAAUGAGUUCAAGAACGAGCCAUACAUACCUUCAAUAGUGCUCAAGGUCCUUAACGAGGGUAAAGAAAGUAUUCUCAAGUAUAAAGGCGUAUGGCAUGUGGAGCACGUUGCGAAGCCAACCUUGAUGGAAUUCGAGAGGUACCAAAUCGAAAGCGGUCUUAUCGAGAGAAAUUGGGAAACUCAAACUCUACCGGAAUCACCGUUUUUCAGAGGACGGGAGACGAAGUGGACUGUAGAAUAAAGUCUGCAACAUGAGCCGGUCAUUUAUGAACAUGGUGCGCAUUCUGUGGUUCAAGUACUGGGUUAUAUACUACUAGAUUAUCAUAAUUCCCCCAGCCAUGUCGCUGGUCUGCUUUACGUAUGUUUUGUGGAGAAACAGAACACACCAAGUUCAUCAUGCCGAGCGAUAUUGCGGUAUAACGAUUCAGGUAGAAACCAUUAACUAAUAUCCGUGGAACUUGGGGAAAUCGUUACUCGGGAACGGAACUUCAUUACUACGUAUACUUGUUAGCACCUGUUUAAAAUGAAAUAAAG
Messenger RNA from Colletotrichum navitas, 1906 nucleotides. RefSeq lists its product as uncharacterized. The record is from RefSeq and is a predicted model, not a curated record. NCBI's taxonomy places the organism in Eukaryota, Fungi, Ascomycota, Sordariomycetes, Glomerellales, Glomerellaceae. The transcript has 3 exons. The coding region runs from base 165 to 1613 and encodes 482 amino acids.